UCCUGGGCGGGAGCCGCCACUGGGACCUGAGAAUGUGGGGAGGGGAAGGGACCGAGAGGGCGACCUGGAGGAGGACCCUGCGAGUGAUGUCAGGUCACCUCCAGGUUCAUUUUCAUAGCUUCCUGCAGCCUCCGCCCAGGAGUUCUGUUUGGUGACCGAGAGCAGCGCUGCCAAAUUGCACCGGGGUUCAUUUGGGGGCUGGGAAUUGGCCAUUCCGCUGUACAGACACUGUUUUUAUUUUAAAAAGCAAGAUUUUAGGUGAUGGGAAGAUCAGAAAGUCAGAUGGAUAUAACUGAUAUCAAUGCUCCAAAGCCGAAGAAGAAACAGCGAUGGACUCCACUGGAGAUCAGCCUCUCUGUGCUCGUCUUGCUCCUGACUAUCAUAGCUGUGACAAUGAUUGCUCUCUAUGCAACCUAUGAUGAUGGUAUUUGCAAAUCAUCAGACUGCAUAAAAUCAGCUGCUCGACUGAUCCAGAACAUGGAUGCCUCUGCCGAGCCAUGUACGGACUUCUUCAAAUAUGCUUGUGGAGGCUGGUUGAAACGCAACGUCAUCCCUGAGACCAGUUCCCGAUACAGUAAUUUUGACAUUCUAAGAGAUGAGCUAGAAGUCAUUUUGAAAGAUGUCCUUCAAGAACCCAAAACUGAAGACAUAGUAGCAGUGCAGAAAGCAAAAACUUUGUACAGAUCAUGUAUAAAUGAAUCUGCUAUUGAUAGCAGAGGCGGGCAACCUCUGCUCACACUGUUACCAGAUAUAUAUGGGUGGCCAGUAGCAUCACAAAACUGGGAACAAACAUAUGGUACUUCUUGGACAGCUGAGAAAUCUAUUGCACAACUGAAUUCUAAAUAUGGGAAAAAGGUCCUCAUUAAUUUUUUUGUUGGCACUGAUGAUAAGAAUUCUACCCAGCAUAUAAUUCAUUUUGACCAGCCUCGACUUGGCCUCCCUUCCAGAGACUACUAUGAGUGUACAGGAAUAUAUAAAGAGGCUUGCACAGCAUAUGUGGAUUUUAUGAUUUCUGUGGCCAGACUGAUUCGUCAGGAACAAAGAUUGCCUAUUGAUGAAAACCAGCUCUCUUUGGAAAUGAAUAAAGUUAUGGAAUUGGAAAAAGAAAUUGCCAAUGCCACAACUAAACCAGAAGACCGAAAUGACCCAAUGCUGCUUUAUAACAAAAUGACAUUGGCCAAGCUCCAAAAUAACUUCUCUCUGGAGAUCGAUGGGAAGCCAUUCAGCUGGUCAAAUUUCACAAAUGAAAUCAUGUCAACUGUGAAUAUUAAUAUUCAAAAUGAGGAAGAAGUGGUUGUUUAUGCUCCAGAAUAUUUAACCAAACUUAAGCCUAUUCUUACCAAAUAUUCUCCCAGAGAUCUUCAAAAUUUAAUGUCCUGGAGGUUCAUAAUGGAUCUUGUAAGCAGCCUCAGCCGAAACUACAAGGAGUCCAGAAAUGCUUUCCGCAAGGCCCUUUACGGGACUACAUCCGAAACUGCAACCUGGAGACGGUGUGCUAACUAUGUCAAUGGGAACAUGGAGAAUGCUGUGGGGAGGCUUUAUGUGGAAGCAGCUUUUGCUGGAGAGAGCAAGCACGUGGUUGAAGAUUUGAUUGCACAAAUCCGUGAAGUUUUUAUUCAGACUUUAGAUGACCUCACUUGGAUGGAUGCUGAGACAAAAAAGAAAGCUGAAGAGAAGGCCCUGGCAAUUAAAGAAAGGAUUGGCUAUCCUGAUGACAUCAUCUCCAAUGAGAAUAAACUGAAUAAUGAGUAUCUUGAGUUGAACUACAAGGAAGAGGAAUACUUUGAGAACAUAAUUCAAAAUUUGAAAUUCAGCCAAAGCAAGCAGCUAAAGAAGCUCCGAGAAAAGGUGGACAAAGAUGAGUGGAUAAGUGGAGCGGCGGUAGUCAAUGCAUUUUAUUCCUCAGGCAGAAAUCAGAUCGUCUUCCCCGCCGGCAUUUUGCAGCCCCCAUUCUUUAGUGCUCGUCAGUCCAACUCAUUGAACUAUGGGGGCAUCGGCAUGGUCAUCGGACAUGAAAUCACACAUGGCUUUGAUGACAAUGGCAGAAAUUUUAACAAAGAUGGAGACCUCGUUGACUGGUGGACUCAGCAGUCUGCAAAUAAUUUCAAAGACCAAUCCCAGUGUAUGGUGUACCAGUAUGGAAACUUUACAUGGGACCUAGCAGGUGGACAGCAUCUCAAUGGAAUUAACACACUAGGAGAAAAUAUUGCUGAUAAUGGAGGGAUUGGCCAAGCAUACAGAGCCUAUCAGAAUUAUGUUAAAAAGAAUGGUGAAGAAAAAUUACUCCCUGGACUUGACCUCAAUCACAAACAACUAUUCUUCUUGAACUUUGCCCAGGUAUGGUGUGGAACCUACCGGCCAGAGUAUGCAGUCAAUUCCAUUAAAACAGAUGUACACAGUCCUGGCAAUUUCAGGAUCAUUGGGACUUUGCAGAACUCUGCUGAGUUUGCGGAUGCCUUUCAUUGCCGCAAGAACUCAUACAUGAAUCCAGAAAGGAAAUGUCGGGUUUGGUGAUCUUCACAGGAAGAGGAGCAUCCAUGGCAGGACUCGCCAAAGCCACAGAAACAGGAAGUCUUCCCUCAGAGAACGUGGGCCCCGGAAGUUUCUUCAGCUUCUUGGGGGAAAUUCACAGAGAUGAGCACGAGCUAACAAAAAUGAAAUUAGAUUAUUAAAACCGCUGUGAAUGAAAGGGGAGAAAACCUACGAUCUAGCAAAUCAAUCACUUCACUGUGUAAAUAAUUACCUUCCAACGGUAUUAUUACCGUUCACUUCUGGUUCUCACACAGACUGCAGCUUUCAUGCUAUCUGUAGAGAACAGUGUUAACACUUAAAGCAGGUUAUGACUUCUGAUCAAGAGGAGGAAGACGCUGAAUACAGUUGGGCACCAAAGUAGAGAUUUGCCUCUCAGCACUCACUUUUGUUUGCAACAUUCAGCUCCUUCAAAACUCUCCCAAAGAACCCCCAUGCAUACUGUGGCCUUCAGGCUCCUACAGUGUGGAACUCAUUUUACCAUGCAUAAAUUAUUCAUUCAUUCCACAUCAUUUUAGUUUGAGCACUCUUAGAGCUUAAACUAGAGAGUCUGAAAUGGUUCCGCCAUUUACCCACUUGAGUGAUGUUGAGACUCUUCAGCCCCCUACAGAUUUUUGAGCAAUUUCUUGCUCUUGCUGCCCCUCAGACUUAGUCUUUUAAAGGAUUUGUAGUAAUGUAUAAAAAAACAUUCUAUAUUUAAUUUUAACUACACAUGACCAAAUAAACCAUUGCUAUAGGUAAUCAUUGAAUAUUGACAUUAUAUGGCCAAGAUAGAUAGUUAAGAAGAUCUGUAACAUGAUGUACAGAUGAAAAUUUGAAACUUUUUAAGCCUGUAAAUCAUAUUGAUGAAAAUCUUCAAACACAAACUCUGGGGUGAGCAUUACCAUUGAACAGUUGUCUUGAGAUGCAUAAUAGUUUUGGUUUAUAAACAGCGUUUUUAAGAUUAAGUCUGGCCUCAGUGGCUAAGAAAGGGCCUAACUCUUAUCUGUGUUACUCCAUGUGUCCAUGUCCUUCAGGUUUGUCAUCCGAUGGAAAUAUUUUGAUAAUAAAUUGAAGUUAUGAGUCCCU
Molecule: messenger RNA, 3597 nt
Organism: Rattus rattus (black rat)
Lineage: Eukaryota; Metazoa; Chordata; Mammalia; Rodentia; Muridae
Gene: Mme
Product: membrane metalloendopeptidase
Exons: 23
Coding region: 262-2514 (750 amino acids)
Biological process (GO): amyloid-beta clearance; protein processing
Cellular component (GO): plasma membrane
Molecular function (GO): metalloendopeptidase activity
Source: RefSeq, a predicted model, not a curated record